AUGGCUCUGGAAGCGGAGACGGUGCUACGGCCGCUGUUCUUGGCAGCGGACGGCGGCGGCGACGGGGAGGUGACGGGCAGGGAGGCGGCCCCGGUGUUCCUUGCCACGGCGGAGAAGGACCGGCCGGUGGACCCGAUGAUCUGGGGCGACGAGAAGCGGAUGAAGCGGGAGCUCCUGGUGUGGGCCAAGGCCGUGGCGUUCAUGGCGGCCUGCAGCAACAACACCUCCUCCUCGCCGUCGCGGUCCACGAGACGCAGGGGAUGCUAUUGUCCGGAGUCUGGUCCGGGUUUUUAUGGUUCAUCAGCUUGUAGUAAUCGAGCUUUGUAG
This is a messenger RNA of Miscanthus lutarioriparius, 327 nucleotides long. Lineage: Eukaryota; Viridiplantae; Streptophyta; Magnoliopsida; Poales; Poaceae. The record is from the annotation of a GenBank genome assembly.